AGAGCCACAAGACAAGCUGACCUGCCUUUGACACUCACACACACACUCUUGAUUAACUCCCACACACUCUGCUGGGGAGAAGAGAAGAGCGACUGAGAGGAUCGGGUGAACCAAGAAGAAGAAAGAAAUGGGGAUUUACAUGCAAGAUGUGCCAUGUUAAAGGGAACAGCGGUUAAGGACAAAGACUUACUUGUGAAAAAACAGAAUACAACUACAAUCUAUUUCUCUUUCCUGCACGCAGGCAAGAGGCAAAGAAAAAAACACCAGAAGAUUCCAGGAAUACUUCAACCAGGAUAAACUUAUUCACUGAAGGAAUGAAAGGAAUAUAAGGAAAGGCUGGCUGUUACUGUCUAUUUCAAUUUUUGGAGCCUUAAGUGAAGCUAAGUCCGUGUAUGUGUACAACAGCUCAGCGGGUCACAGAAUGAUCCACUGGGCCCUCAAAGGCAAAACUAGAAAUUGUAAAGAAACACAUGGAAAUCCUCAAGUGAAACUGAACGAGAACAUUCAGCAGGAAAGCCUUUGGAGGUAAUACUAACUUUUAGUGUUAAGUGUGCUGUUGCUGCUUCCACGGUUGAACCUGCAAGCUGCCAGUGUGCGCCAGAGAGUUUCAAAGAGCAUGUCCCUCAUGCUCCAAGCCUCUCACCUCUCAAAUAAACAGGAAAGUCCGAACAUGUCUGCUGAGGUCCAUUUGGAGCGCCAGAAGAGGGCUGACCUGAGAGCUGUUCCAGCGUUUGCUCCACGUGUCCCUACCGUCACACUUAUCAGCCACCGCGAGCUGAGGGAUAAAUUCACUGCCCACAUACUCCAGCCUGGAAGCCUCGAUCACAACCUGGUGGCCAGCAGCCGUUACAGAUAUAGCGAAGGUAGCAGAGUGCAGAAGGUUGGAACAAUGCCAGAUUCACCUGCGGAUGUGAAAACCCAGCCCAGGUCCACCCCACCCACCAUGCCUCCUCCACCCCCGGCUGUCAGCCAAUCAACCAAUCGCAAUGCUUCGUUCACCCCUACCACCAGUAAAUCAAAUCUGUCAGAUGCCCCUCGGGCCCCUCCGAAACUACUGACCCAGUUCACGCCGCCUCCUCCUCCUGUCUGUUUAUCUGCAGUGCUGAAUGGGAGCAGCCACUCUCCUACAUCGCUAAACGGUGCUCCAUCCACUCCUAACGGCUUCAGCAACGGGCCGGCCAUGUCCUCGACAGCCUCGUUGUCCAACCAGCAGCUCCCGCCGGCCUGCGGUGCCCGGCAGCUCUGCAAACUGAAGCGCUUCCUGACCACGCUGCAGCAAUUUGGCAACGACAUAUCGCCUGAGAUUGGAGAGAGAGUGCGCAGCCUCGUCCUGGGACUGGUGAAUUCCACUCUCACCAUUGAAGAAUUUCACUCUAAACUUCACGAGGCCACCAACUUCCCUCUGAGGCCGUUCGUCAUUCCUUUCUUAAAGGCAAACCUGCCCUUGCUGCAGAGAGAACUGCUUCACUGUGCCAGGUUGGCCAAGCAGACCCCAGCUCAGUAUCUGGCCCAACACGAGCAGCUACUCCUGGACGCAAACGCCAACUCACCACUCGACUCCUCCGAGAUAAUGCUGGAGAUGAAUGAGCAUGGCAAGAGAAGGACCCCUGACAGGACCAAAGACAGCUCUGAGAGAGAUGGGUUGCACCCGGAGCACCUGGCUAAGAGGCCCUGCACCAUCAGCCCCAGCCAACGCUUCAGCCCCAGCACAGGUCUUCCUGCUCACCCUCCUCUCAAUGGACUCCCCACACACCCUCCCAAUGGCAUCCCCCACCCGCCAAACCCCCAAGUGGGACCCCAGCACUAUCGUUUAGAAGACAUGGCUCUGGCACACCAAUACAGAGAUGCUUACAGGCAUAACGAACACCGCGAAGUCCGUGACAGGCACCGGCAGACAGCAGUCCACGGAGCUCGCCAAGAGGAAGUGAUUGAUCACCGUCUUACAGAUCGAGAGUGGGCAGAGGAAUGGAAGCACCUCGAUAAUCUCCUCAACUGCAUCAUGGACAUGGUAGAGAAGACAAGGCGCUCUUUGACAGUGCUGCGCCGCUGCCAGGAGGCCGACCGGGAGGAGAUGAAUCACUGGAUCCGGCGCUACAGUGACGUGGAGGAGAUGAAAAAAGGUGGGAGCAACGGACAGCACUGCCUUCCUCCUCCUCCUCUUCCUCCUCCUCACCACAACUCCUCCUCCAACACAGCUAGCAGCAGCGAGUCACUGCCCGUAGGAACUUCCUCGGCUGCUGAAAGGCAGACAGGCAGACAGACAGAGAUCCAUCGAGACUUCUUACACAGGCCUCCCUCAGGAUACCUCCCGGAAGAAAUCUGGAGGAAAGCUGGUACUACAAGCAUCCCGCUCUCCCCAGCACUAAAGCACCUCCAAAACAAGCAGGAGGAGGCAGUGAAUGAGGUGAAGCGACAGGCGAUGUCGGAGCUGCAGAAAGCAGUGUCAGACGCUGAGAGGAAGGCUCAUGAGAUGAUUUCUGCCGAGCGCUCCAAAAUGGAGAGGGCACUGGCUGAAGCCAAGAGGCAAGCCUCUGAGGAUGCAUUAACAGUCAUCAACCAGCAGGAAGACUCCAGUGAAUCUCAACAGAGCUGCUGGAAUUGUGGGAGGAAAGCCAGCGAGACGUGCAGCGGCUGCAACACAGCUCGCUACUGUGGCUCCUUCUGCCAACACAAAGACUGGGAGAAGCACCACCACGUCUGUGGUCAAGGCCUUCAGGGGCUGCCAGGGGGCAGCAGUGUCCCUCUAGGAACCCCCUCCUCCAGCUCCUCCGCCUCCUCCAGCGCGCCCCCAACUCACUCCGAGCGCACUCCUCCAGGACCCCUGUCACUCGCAGCCCAGAGCAGUAUUGCGGGAGGGGCCGGCAGCGGAAGUGUUUCUGCCAGCCCCAAAGAGAGCAGUUCCAGCAGUGCCUCUCGCUCCACAACUCCAGCCACCCCCGCACUACUGGAUGCCACCUCUCGCUGACGUCUGAACUUCGUCCCCUCCCUGCAUACCGAAGUGACAGCGCUCACACUCCACACAAAACCAAACUGAGGAAUCUUCAUCGCAAACUGCUCCAGUCCCCUCCUUUACCUCUUAUUUCCCUCAUAUCCCGAUCUGUAACAUCUUCUCUUUAACCUGAUGAUGGACUUGUUUCCUCACCUUCCUCCAGAAUACUUUCUCUUUUACAGCCACAGAUACAAAGAUUGUGGUCUGGGGUUCAAUGUAGUGUAAAGCAUGACGAGUGCAGUGUCUCCUUUCUCUGUUGAAGAAACAUAUCAGAUGUGUUUGCUGAGAACAUGAGCUUUGACUUGAAGAUUUGCCCUCAGUAACGUAAGCAUGGUAAAUAAUGUCCACUAUAAGGGCUGUGAGGAGGCAGCAUCAAUGGGGGAUGACUAGGCCGAUUAGCACCUGGAUAGGAUUUCCCUUUAAUUUAGCACCAAUGAGAUGAGCCCUGAGAUGUGCACUAACAGUCCAAACAGUUCCCAGAUGUGGGACUUUUUCUAGUAUCCUAUUGGAGAAAGGCAAGGAGCAUAAUACCUUUUUUGUUAUUUUUGAGGGAAGGGGUAAAAGUUGGGAUGCGAUUAAUUCCUCAGAAACACAACUUAGUAUUUAUUAAAAGUUCUUUUCUGGCUUUAAGGGAAAACAAAGAGAAGUCCAAAUAUUCUAAAUAAAGAAUAAUAGCGAUGAUGCUGAUGUUGAUUAUGAUAACAGUAAUGAUAUGAAAAAAAUAACUUAAUUUUGAACUGCUAACUACCUUGCUAGCGAGCCAAGAAAAUCUACACCGGACUCACCUCUCUGCACCAUUAUGAACCCAAAUGAUUUCAAAGAUGAAAAAUAACAUGAUCCAAACCUUUGUAUUACACUGCCAAAGUGAGUAAGUAAGCGAUAAAGAGAAGCACUCAUCUUGUAACCAAACACAAAGCAACAUCACCUCCUCAGCAGAUAAGCCAGCCCUGAGACGACCGGGCUGCAGAGGAGCUGCAAAACGGGACCCAGAGACAGCAAACUGUGACCUGCUUUGAUGUGCAGCUGCCUCCUGCAGUCUGGGUAAAAGUACAGCGAUUCCUCAGAGACGGCCCAGACUAGUGAAUAUGGACAAUGCUCUGAACUUACCUACAAGAAAGACUUAAUGAAAUAGAUGGAAACCCUGCAACAGUGUGUUUUUGUUUAAAUGGUAGAGAGGACAAAGAGGAAGGAAAAAAGCUACACAGCCUCAAAGGAGAUGAUGGUGUGUACAUGGCAAAGGAGCUGCCGAAACAGAAAAAAAAACCCUCAACACAAGCUUGAAAACAUUGUCCAAGAUGGCAUUACAAACUAUGGAGAUACGUGGAAGGAUUGUUUGUAAGUUUUUGUUGUUUUUUGUUUUGUUUUUAAUUUACGCUCCACAGCGAGGAGAUCUUUGAAGGAAUUACCUUUACAUUCACUCCCUCCUUUUCCAAAGCAUGAUAAACACAAGACAGAGCCUAAAAAAGGGCGGUGUAGACUUUGUUCUCCUUUCUCUUUCUACCUCCCCUCACCCCUCUCCUCCCUUCCAUGUUCUUCCCCAACUACUUGACUCACAUGUGCCCUACCCCUCCGCUGGCUUUGGACAGAGAGCCACAAAGCAAGCCCCACGGGUAGGGCUGAACCCGCUUGUAGAUAUCGUUCCUCUCUUCAUUUUUCAAUAAUGUCUCUUGUUGCUGAUGUCCACACGUGCUGCCCUUGUGUAUAUCCGGAAAGACGGACUUUUGUUUUUGUUUUGCUACCUUUCACUUUCCUCCUUUGAGUUCGGGUUGAGCAGUGAAGACAGAGCAAGGACGCUUUUGUUUAUGAGAGGAAGGCCUGCAUUGUACUUAUUGUUUGAUUUGUUGAAUCUAUAUCAAUGAGAUGGAAACCCCUCUUGUAGAAUAUUUUGUAUUGCUCGCAUUGUAAGACAGUGAGAGGACGGAGGUGCAAUAUGAAGAGAAUUCAGCUACUGAAUGGAACCUCAGCAACUGCCCAUAGGGUGUCAUAUAAUAUAGAUACAUAUAAAUAUAUUUAAAGUAACAUCAGUAACUUAAUGUGAAUGUACAUAGUAUUUAAAGAGGUCCAAAAAUGUGUUUGCCAAAUAACAGAAACCUUUAAAGUUUAAUGUCCAGAUUUUUUUUCACAGUACAUUUGUUUUUAAAAUUGAUCAAAUUUCUUUUCUCUCAUACAAGUUAAACACUUUUUCAAUUUUCACUCAAAUCAAAGUGUCAUGUGACUCCGAGUGGAGGAAACUGUUGGCAACAGUGGCAAAACAGCUCUGCAUCCUGCAGUAGGUGACUCAACAGUGUGUAUUAAUAGAAAGGCUCAGUGGUAACUCAAUUAGUUUGUUUUUUUCUUCUCAUUUACACCAAUUUUUGGAAAUGUCAUACUUGACACAUCACGUCAAGCACUCAGUUUCUUACCAGCCGUUUAGCUCCAGCGCCCCUGUAGUGAUCCUCUCUCUCUUGGUCCUCAUCAGUCUGCGUGCAUGUGGUUAACAGUGUUUGUUUCUCCCAUGGUGCAGGAUUAAGCGAUACGCCAGUGUUAAGCUACAGUACAUGACAAAUCUAAUUUGAUACCCAAUCUUUAAAAUGUUGUUCUUUACUCCUCGCUGCUUAUUGUUCAUUUGUAAAGAAACAAUUUGAGUAUAAGCUGCGGACCUGGGGGUGGGGGUGGGGUGGGGGGCAGGUCUUUAGUUUCAGGCCAAGAGAGUAGCACGACUUCUUUCGCGCUGUUUUUUCUUUUCCAGGCUUUCCCACACGCCUCAGCAAUAAGGUUAACACGAGAAUACUAAACAGUCAAAAAGCCUUGAAAAAAAUGUGUGUGCAUAUUUUAUAUUGAUUAUUGUAUAGCUUACAUGCUUGGCGUCCUUUGCUUGGACCAAAUGGGGAAAAAAGAGUAACUUUGUUUUUGCAGUUGGGGCAUGGGAAAACAAAAACUCUUUGUUACUUUUUAGUUUUUGUUGGAUUGAUUUUUUUUUUGACUAUCUGAGACCAUAUUUCAAAUGACAUAAGCUGCAAGGUACCCCUUCAUUCGUGUGUAGCAUUUAUGUAUGUGUGUUAGAAUUACCAUGUUAAGGCGCUGACCUCAGCCUAUUUUCUUUUUCUGUGACUUGUUCCUUUUACCCUGAUGUCGAAUUCCUCCACUACUACCACAAACCACUGCUCACAACCCUCCCUUCACACUAGCUACCUCCUGUGACCAUACAGCUAACCACCAGGAGAGGUUAACCUGGACUUUGAAAAGCUGGGUUGAGAGCAGACAUGGACACACACACACAUGCCCGCUCAAAAGUCGUCAUAAAAGGAAAUAGCGUUGUAGAGAACUGUCUUUACUCAUAAUGUUUAAAUCUAUUUAUUCCUCUCAGACCCUAGUGUCUCUCUUUUUCUUUUCUUUUUUAAAACACAUCCCACUAAAAAGCUGAUACUGCUAGAAUUUAGUAACAGGCACACAUGCAGUCAGACCUCCGUAUUACCAAACCGAUCAGAGAAUUGACCAUGACAUGCCAUUUGUUGUCCAAAACCAAUAAAAGCACAGACCAAAGUACUCCUGUAUUGCCAUAGUAGGUUCUGAAAUGGUGUGAAUCAGCAGACCAGAAGUAAUAAAGGUUAGAGCUCAGCUACACCAGUUAACCAAAGUGUCUGAAAUACACACGCUCAGAGCCCAGGAGUGAAGACCGCCCUCAAUGAACCGGCUGAGUUUCAGAAGUGUAGAAUUAUUAUUCAAGCAAUCAAAGCGCUUGUUGUCUACAUACUGAAAAGUGCUUCUGUAAAAAUAAUAGAAGCCUCUCCUUUCAAACAGCCUACUGAUUGCGUGUUCUUACAGUCACAAAGCCUUGCAGAGAUAAAAAUGAAUGCAUGGUGUGUGUGCGUGUGUGUGCAUAUGGUUGUGUGUGUGUGUUUUUGUAAGUCUUUUUUUCUUUAUGUCUCUGUACAAACUACUUGAAACCUUCAGAGCUUUAAUGAAACAUCCCAGGCCGUGUACAGUGGCACAUUGAUUCACAGUAUGUAGCAGCAGCUUUUUGCAGUACAGUGACACGUUUUUCUAUAACAUCCACGCAACAUUGUGGCGGCAGUUCCGUUCAUCUUUCGAGCGCGCUGCUCGUGUGUGUGCCUCCAUGUCUGUGAGUAAGCCCUCAGAUAAACGAAACAAAGCCAAACCCAACAGACCAUUAUAAAUGACCAAAACACAACCAAAAGCUACAACCAUCUCAGUUCAAUUUUGCUUUGGUUCUAAUUUUUGUGUUAUGUCCCAGCAGUAGAGAACAUCAGCUGUGAUUGAUUGCGUGAGAUAUGAGACUGCAGUUCGAAUCUGCACAGGAAAGAGCAAAAUUGUCCUUCACUCCUCCUGGGUUCAGUGGACAGUAGGAUACAGAAGAUCAGCUGGGGUAAUGAAACAAAUGCAAUUAGUGCAUUAGUGCUGUGGUGUCAUUUACUUUUCUCUGUGAAGAUAUUAUAUAUGGCAAACACAUAAGGGCUCUGCUGUUGUGAAUACCAUCCAAGGGUCUCCAAACACUUUGCAUUGGCCAUGUGUCUUAUUUGUUUAACUAUGUACAUGAUAUGGGCAAAACACAUGUUUAGAGAAGACAGAUAUUAGCAGGUUGGUGUUUGUUCCUCCCAACUCCAACCAGAGAAGCUUCAAAGCUCAUCAGAUGUGACGCUGACUUGUCCUUCCUGUGAAACAGGCUCCAAUAUAUAGCUACAGUAGAAAGCUAAGGUGGCAAACAGUGGAUACAGAACUUGUUUUCCCAAAAGCCAUGGCUCAGGAUGGUCUUGUUUUUAUCUUUACAUAAACUGAAUAAAGGUUUAUGGUUUUUUAUGUGUAGGGAAGCAUUCUAUACUGUAAUGUGCAAUACAUUAUUACAGAAAAACAUGUUUCUGUAGGAAAGGAUGGCGCUUUGAAGAUCUUUUCCCUUUUGUUUAAUUUCCCUCUUCAAACGGUCCUGUUGCCAUUUUUAGAUGAAGUAAACUGUGCCAGAAGAAUUCAAUUCUUAUUUGUAUUUAUUUCUUGCAUGCUUUCCUCCCUGUUGCUAAUACCGCUCUUUAACUGUUCGCUCUGUUGGAUGUGUGAAGCUGUAAAACAUUCUAAUUCAGGUUAUUGUCUGUGUUGAACAAUGUAACUGUGUAAUUAAAACAUGAAAUGAAGUAUUCA
This is a messenger RNA of Maylandia zebra (zebra mbuna), 8119 nucleotides long. The record is from RefSeq and is a predicted model, not a curated record. NCBI's taxonomy places the organism in Eukaryota, Metazoa, Chordata, Actinopteri, Cichliformes, Cichlidae.